CUCUUGACUUGUGGAUUUGUAGGCUCAAGCCCACGGGUCUCCCGUGUCCACACGAGUGAGCCACGGUGAAAAUUAUGUGACGAAUUGUCACGGCCUUAUAGUUGCUUCCCACCACGUCAUCAUUUCCGUUGUUAGCAUUCUGCAGGAUCAAUCAUCCUGCAGGUAUUUGUAGUCUUCAUUUUUUGCUAGAGUCCUUUUGAUAUGACUCUACUGCUUCUAUGAGUCAUGUAGUUCUAAGUCUUAGCUGAGGAGUAGGUUUAGUCCUCAAGAGAGCUAAAUCGUCCUUUUCAAGGAGUCUGGACCUCUGAAGGGGUCCUAAUUGCUUUGUCAUGUUCUUCGUUUACGGUGGUAAUUGAGAUUUCUCCUCUUUCAGGGUCUUAAAACUAAAGAUCACGUCCGGCAGAUACACUUAAUAUCAUCUAUUCAACUAUUUAACAAAAGGUAUCAGUAUUCUUCAUCAAUCCUAGCAUCUGCCGCUGGUGUUUGUGUGGAAGACCAAAGCGCGACGAGGACUUUCACAUCAAAACAACGUGCUCCCUUCUUUUCAUUUUCAUUUCUCUCUCUUCUUUUUUCUCAUUCAAUUUCAUCCUUUAUCUCCUCUAUUAAUUAAUUAAAUUAAUUGUUAAUUAAUUAGUAGUAAAUUCAUUGUAUUUGCUUGUGUAUAUAAAAUUGGUCUACAAUCUACAUGUAUAUCAAUUGUCAGGUUUAUUCCUGCUAAUUUGCAAUUUGUAAUUUCUUCCUUUGAAUGUACGCGUAACCUUUAAUUGUUUGACAAGGCCGCUUCUUUCAACCUGGGUGCCCUCCAUUUUUCUUGUUGAAGGGUCUUGAAUUUGGGACAUUUCAACAACAAAGCAAGUAAUCACCUGUGAUAUUGAAUCAUUAUUAUUUCCAUUUGUUUCUUGCUUAUCAUAUCCACUGUGAUCUUGAACAAAUGGAAUGUUAAUUGCCUUUCUGCAGUUUUCCCUUUAAUAGCAACAUGAAAUUGUGAAUUUGGAGCUGAAUAAUCUUUUGGAGGACUUGUUCAGGGAUGAAGUCCAUGUUUAAGCAGGUCCUCUUACUAUUUUUCAUUUUUGUGGCUCUUGGUGGUAAUGUCAAGGCGGAGUCUGGAAAGGUUGGUAGUCAGAGGUUAAGGGUUGCACCGUUGAAAGAUUUUCGAAAUGAUGUUACCGAAGGCACAGGUGCUAAAGAUGUCUUCAGUACUGAGUCCACUUCCAGCAAUCUUAAUGAGGGGAAAGGUGGGAACACUAAAGUUUCUGUCACAACAGUUGCUUUAUUUACAUUAGCAAUGGCUGCUGCUAGUGGUUUUGGGGCAAUUCCAUUCUUUUUCGUUGAGCUUGAUCCUCGAUGGGAGGGAUUAUGCAAUGGAAUGGCUGCUGGGGUCAUGCUGGCUGCAAGCUUUGAUCUUAUACAGGAAGGCCAGGAAUAUGGUCAUGGAAGCUGGGUUGUCUUUGGGAUAUUGUCUGGUGCUAUAUUCAUUUCACUUUGUAAGAAGGUCCUAGAUCGGUAUGGUGAGGUAAACAUGCUAGACUUAAAAGGUGCAGAUGCAGCAAGAGUAGUUCUUGUGAUUGGUAUCAUGACACUACAUGCUUUUGGGGAGGGUGCUGGUGUUGGUGUUUCAUUUGCUGGUUCAAGAGGUUUAUCACAAGGUCUUCUAGUGACUUUAGCUAUUGCUGUUCACAAUAUACCAGAAGGAUUGGCUGUCAGUAUGAUGCUCGCCUCUAAGGGGGUUUCUCCUCAAAAUGCAAUGCUAUGGAGUGUGCUGACCUCCUUGCCUCAGCCCUUAGUAGCAGUACCAGCAUUUGUCUGUGCUGAUGCGUUCAACAAAUUCUUGCCAUUCUGUACUGGCUUUGCUGCUGGAUGUAUGAUCUGGAUGGUUAUUGCAGAAGUUCUUCCAGAUGCGUUCAAGGAAGCCUCCUCAUCUCAAGUAGCUUCAGCAGCUACACUAUCUGUGGCAUUCAUGGAAGCCCUAGGCUAUGUCUUUCAAAAUUUCAGUAGUAACUAUAAAUCAGAAGAUGUUUCUGGCUUUGUCAUCUCGUUACUUUUUGGCUUAGGGCCUCUACUUGGUGGUUUCGUCCUUGUUGCAUUUGCUGUUGCAUUUCAUCUCCAGCAUGCACUGUUGACUGGUCUAGCUUGUGGAAUUGCUUUUGUCCUCGGCGCUUGGCGACCUAUCCAGUUACUUUUAUCCUCUAAAAUGGGGCUUCUUCCCCUGUUAAUGUUACUUGCAUUGGGAGCCAUCAUCGUACAUGUUCUAACUUCCAGCAUCUUGAACGUGGUUAAACAAAAGAGGAAUUCGAGCAAUUCCGUGCUCUCUGUUACCGGCUGUUCAUUGAGUGCCUUAACACUUCAGUCAUUUUUAUCAUGCACAGCAAUCGCUUUCCAUGCUUUGGCAGAAGGCCUUGCGCUGGGAGUUGCAGCACCAAAAGCCUACGGGAUCGGACAGUAUAUAGUUCUUCCUGUGUCUCUACAUGGGUUAAUCCGUGGAGCUGCUGCAGCGAGUAGCAUCUUGGCGGCAACAGAUAACUGGCAUGGGUCGCUUGCAGCUGCAACAUUUAUUGGGUUGGUGGGCCCAGUGUCAGCAAUCGGAGCUAUAAUAACAGGGAUAGACUAUAACGGGCUGGACCACUUGAUGGUGGUUGCAUGCGGGGGUUUACUUCCAAUAUUCGGAAGUAUAGUAGCGAGAGCAGUGAAGUUAGAUCGACCAAAGUGCAGUUUUGGUAUGAUAAUCGGAUUAGGUUUUGCUAGUGUGUGUCUAACGUUUACGAAAGUGCUCUGCUUGAAUACACCCUACUGCAACUCUGCACCAGAAGCGGUUAGAUGUUGAAAUAUUAUGUUCAAACUAUGAAACAUGGAGACUAAUAGAUAGUAUAUCAAACUGCGGAAUAGUGUUGUCUGUUGGUGUGUGCGACAUAUUCUCCAUCAGGCUGUACAUCUGAUUUACACACACUUAGUUUGUACAGCAAAAUUUGUGACUUGCGACUGUAUCUGUAUAACUUGUCUUUUGACUUCCAUCAUUACUGAAUAUUAAGCUACAAUUGAAUUUGAUCAAUGCUUUAUUACUAUUAAGUUUUAAAA
Messenger RNA from Amaranthus tricolor (Joseph's coat), 3072 nucleotides. RefSeq names its product putative zinc transporter At3g08650. The record is from RefSeq and is a predicted model, not a curated record. Gene Ontology annotation, cellular component: membrane. NCBI's taxonomy places the organism in Eukaryota, Viridiplantae, Streptophyta, Magnoliopsida, Caryophyllales, Amaranthaceae. Gene Ontology annotation, biological process: zinc ion transmembrane transport. The transcript has 6 exons. Bases 1028 to 2821 code for a protein of 597 amino acids. Gene Ontology annotation, molecular function: zinc ion transmembrane transporter activity.